Brettanomyces bruxellensis is the source of this 3984-nucleotide messenger RNA. RefSeq lists its product as uncharacterized. The transcript has a single exon. Lineage: Eukaryota; Fungi; Ascomycota; Pichiomycetes; Pichiales; Pichiaceae. Bases 1 to 3984 code for a protein of 1327 amino acids. The record is from RefSeq and is a predicted model, not a curated record.
AUGUCAUCCAAGACCAGCAAUCAGAGUGAUGCUCAACACAGCAAGUUACGGAAACAGCUCGAGGAUGAACUCACAUACCGGAAUAGUGCACUUGAGGCUGCUGACUAUGACUGGUUUAUCAGAUCAGCAUCAUCAUCAUCCGUUCCACCGACAUCUUUGAAACCACCAGGAAUGACAGAUUCCCAAAGCAGCAAAGGUCUACCGUCGGUUUCGACCACCAACUCGGCAGUGAACACAGUAAACCCGGGAAAGCCAAUUUCUCCCUCACCAAGCAACGGUGAUGUGAUGUCAAGAUUAACACGUUGUAAGACAACGGAUAUUUCCACACUUCCCUCAAUGCAGGAUCGCGAGGAAAACAACGAUGAGGCAACCAGGAACGCGCUCACAAGAACAUCAACAAACGUCGAAACUUCGCUUCUUGAUGUUCGUACUCCGACAAGACAGAGACAUAGAAGCUAUAGUGAUCGGUCCACAGACUUGGAUAUAGGGCAGGAGCCACCAAUCAGGCCGGAAAAGGAGAAAAGGAACGCCAAGGAAAAGAAGGAGAAUAAGGGCGGCUUUUUCAGGAAGCUGUUUGGUCGCAAGGAGGACAAAAGAUCGAAGUCUGUCUUGCGUGCAUCUACAGGCAGGUCAGGCUCUCUUGCAUCGCAUUCUAUAGAUAAGGAGCCGUCAUCCUCAUUAUCGCCUGUGAGGACAACUUCAAAACCUAUUCCGCCUCCCAGAGUAUUGAACAACGAGGAAACAAGCAGCAUUUCAUCAACGCCGUCAUCAAAUCUCUCGCCGCUUAGCCAGAGACCCUCAUUGGUUGGCUCUGAGGACCCUUCGGAGAUCCGGCAGACAUCAUCGGUCUCAUCCUCACUUUCAGAAAAGCACAAUGAAGCAGAUCCGCUUCUCUCGGAGUACCUUUCUGAUAUGGAGCAGUGCUCCAAGCAGAGGACUUCUCAUCCAGAGUUAUCUGCCCAGCUAAAGCGUGUUUUUGCACCCACAACAAAGGCGCACAUCAAGUAUAAACCUGGAGUUGUUCCCGCCCAUCCGGACCUUCCAAAGCUCCCAUCUGCCUUUGCAAAGCAUCCGAAGUAUGGCGGAUCAUUGGAGUUUGAGCUUUUCAAACGCAGGGAGAGAGAAAAAGCCCAGCAGAAGGAGAAUGUCGGUGGAAGUGGUGUGUUUGGUGGAUUGUUGCACAGAACAAAAACAAACGUCUCGGACAACAUCUUGAUGAAGAUCAUCAGUAAUGACAGCGAUGCCUCCCCGCCUUUGAACUUUAAGCCUAUUCCAUACACAAAGCCACCGGCAAAAGUGGAAGUCAAGCCUCCAAUGAAGCCAUUACGGGAUGUUAAGCCGAUGAAGAAGGUGGCAUUUGCUACAACAACGUUUGUGAACGAUCCUCCGCAGCAGAUUCCGUCUCGCCAUCCCAGAAAGGGAAAUGUUGAGGUUGGCCCUAAAGGAGAGUUGAUCAUACACAACAUCUCGGAGGAGGAGCGGAAGCGUUCGACUUGUGGCAUAGUUGUGGGUGGUUCUGGCCAUUUGCGGUUGUUGAGUGAGAUAGAGGCCGAACAGAAGUUGAAGAAAAUGGCCAGCCGGACUGCCAAAGAUGAAAUAACAGAAAGUGUUUCUGCGCCAGGCAUGGAAAGAACACCCUCAGAGCACACAAUUAGAGCUGAGGAUAAGGCUGCAGCUGCAAGAAAGGCCCUUAAGAAUGCACAUUCUGGUGAGGCUGAUGAGCAUGAUCAUUUGUUCAUGAAGAACAACAUCAAAAUCGACACGCCGAUGGUCCGUAGGAAGCGGCAGAUGGAAAAGCCCGUUGUCACUUUGAAGAUUGACGAAUUAUACACGAGAUGCUGCCAUCUCCGUGAAAUCUUACCGAUUCCCGCCACUUUGAAGCAGAUUCCAAAGGGGUCUACUGAUCCAAUUCCAAUCUUGCGUUUGAAGAAUCCUAGCCCAUCCAUGAUUGAAGUUCUAGCCUUUACUGACUUCAUCCGUAUCGCGCCAAUAAUUUGUCUUUCCUUGGAUGGAGUCUCGCUAACCCACGAAAUGCUACGUCUUAUAUUGUCUGCCUUGCUGUAUAAAAGGUACCUUGAGAAGCUCUCUCUUAGAAACACGCCAAUCGACGCAGAGGGCUGGAGAAUGCUCUGCUGGUUUCUUUCAAUGAACAAGGCAAUGAAAAGCUUGGAUGUCACAGAGUGCCCUUCUCUUGUGGUCAACACGCAGAAAGUUCACAAGCACAAGAAAAAGAAUAAGGGUACUGAACAGCCUCGAAUGGUUUGCAAUAAGGAUAACAGAACUGAUAUGAACUGGCCAUUGAUGACAGCAUCCAUAAUAUAUCGCGGUGGUAUUUCGGAGCUAAUUCUUUCCGGAUGUAAAAUCUCAGAUUACGUCGUCUUCAAGAACCUUCUUGACUUGGGUUUGCCACGGACCAGGAAGUUAGGCCUUGCUUAUAACGAUCUCAGCUAUAGACAGUGCGAGAUUCUCACCGAAUGGCUUUCAAAGAAUGCAAAUUGCAUCGGCAUAGAUGUUGGAUACAAUGAUCUAUCCGGUAAGUUGAAGCCUUUUAUCGAUUACACAAGAAGCACAAACUUCACCACCCAGCUUUGUCUUAUCAGCUUCAACUGUUGUAACCUCCUUGAUACACCAGACACUGAAAUUCUGUUUGAUUCCAUUUCGAAACUGGAGCAUCUAAAAUAUCUAGACAUCUCCAAUAACAAAAAGCUAUUUCCCGGGUUUAUGAACAAGCUCUGCAUGUAUUUGCCGAUCUUCAAUGAGCUCUCGAGACUAAACUUUGAUGACAAUGGGUUGGACUCCAUUUCGAUGAUUAAGUUGUGCGAAUGCUUACCGUUGAUGUCACAUCUCAACUAUUUGUCCAUAAGAGGUAUGAAGAUGGAUAGAUCUGUCUGCCACGCUUUAUGCCACUCUCUGGAGCUAUCCAAUACUUUGUACACUAUUGAUUUCGACAAGGAGAACGUUCCAGAGAAGUACCAAAGAAGAUUUGGAUUGCUCACAAUGAAAAAUAUGGAGCGUACAUUCUAUGCCGGUAAUUCAACAAAGCACGAAAACAUUUUAGAUGCAAUCGGCGGUACGAACGAGGUCAGAAUAAUGAAGGAGCAGCUUGGAAUACCUUCGGGCGUGAACUUUGGUUAUGCCUUUAUUGAAAUUGCAAGGAAAAGGGCGGCUAUCUCGGAUGAGCAAGUGUCGAAAUUCUUGGGCGCUGCUGGUAGAUUGAGAAAAAAGAUGAAAGGUACAAUUUCGGAGCUUAUUAACCUGCAAUUACGCAGGAAGUUGACUCUUGAAGGUAAGGAGUUGUUGAUUCGUCUGGUGAAUUUGGACUCAUCCAUAUCGAAAUGUGUGGAUCUGGUUCGGGAAGGCAGCUCUAAACGUGUUUAUGAUACUUCUGCAGCCGCAAAGGAUUACUACGAUAAAGUUUUUGAGGAUAGCAGACGGUUAUCUACUGCAUCACCAUCACCACUUCACGAAGAUGAAACUGUUCAGUUGACUUCCGAUAAUAUUCCUGUAUCCGAAGAUGUUGAAGUUGCAAACGAAGGUGAAAAAACGUCUACCGAAAUGAUGUCUGACGAAGCUCAUGUGUUUAGGACCAACUCGAACCCAGACUUUAGAAGGGAUGUAGAGCUUUCAAAAAGAGCUGAAUCAGCAGAGAAGGAUGACAGCAAGGAAAAAUACAGAAGGAUUUUACUGAAAACACGUGAUCCAUUGGAUAUAUUGGGACUAUUGGGCACCCUCAAGUCCAAAGGUCUUUGUUUGGCUGAUAUAUAUGGAAAAGGUCCAGAUCAUGUGACAAUUAAAAAUACUAAAGCAAAUGCCCGCAAGGCAGAGCAGGUCACAGUCAUGGAGAAAAAUAAUAAAGAUACGUCUGGCUCGCAUGAAGAGGAUGUUCCGAGCGAGGAGAUUAUGCAAUUGUAUGACAGUGUUUUGAGAGAUUUAGUGAACAACAGAUCGGACACUGAUGAUUCUGCUGAUUUGAAGAGUACGUGA